GGAGUUUUGAUUUUUUGGCCUUCUUUUUCCUCAGGGGGAGCGCGGCCACAGCAGGUCCUAUCUGGUGGUGAGCGGCUGUCAUGAUCUCGACAGCCCCGCUCUACAGCGGCGUGCACAACUGGACCAGUUCUGACCGGAUUCGCAUGUGUGGCAUCAACGAGGAGAGAAGAGCACCUCUUUCUGAUGAGGAGUCCACGACAGGUGACUGCCAGCGCUUUGGAUCUCAGGAGUUUUGUGUCAGCAGCAGUUUUUCCAAGGUGGAGCUCACGGCAGUUGGAAGCGGCAGCAAUGCCCGGGGGGCAGACCCAGAUGGCAGGACAGCAGAAAAACUUGGGCACAAGUCAGAAGACAAGCCUGACGACCCCCAGCCACAAAUGGACUAUGCUGGGAAUGUGGCCGAGGCCGAGGGCCUGCUGGUGCCGCUGAGCGGCGCCGGGGACGGCCUCGCGCUUCCUGCGGCUGACGGCACUGCCGAGGCCGGCGACAGCACGGCCGACUGCUCCUGGGCUCCCCUAAGCACCCAAAUGAGCAAGCAGGUGGACUGCUCAGCAGCGGGGGUAAAGGCUCUGGACUCUCGGCAUGGCGUGGGGGAGAAGAAUACUUUCAUUCUGGCCACUCUGGGAACUGGAGUCCCUGUGGAGGGAACCCUGCCUCUGGUGACCACUAACUUCAGUCCACUGCCAGCGCCCAUCUGCCCCCCUGCUCCCAGUUCGGCUGCCGUCCCCCCGUCUGUUCCGGAUCCGUUCCAGGUUCCCCUCUCCGUCCCCACCCCGGUGCCCCACUCUGGGCUAGUUCCCGUCCAGGUUGCCACUUCAGUUCCGGCCCCUUCCCCUCCCUUAGCCCCGGUCCCGGCUCUGGCCCCGGCACCGCCGUCGGUGCCCACGCUCAUCUCUGAUUCGAACCCCCUUUCAGUUUCGGCCUCAGUCCUGGUGCCCGUGCCAGCUUCGGCUGCCCCCUCAGGGCCCGUUCCCCUGUCGGCUCCGGCCCCUCCCCCCCUCUCAGUCCCAGUAUCAGCUCCUCCCUUGGCUCUGAUCCAGGCUCCCGUGCCCCCUUCAGCUCCAACCCUGGUCCUCGCGCCUGUCCCCACACCAGUUCUGGCUCCCAUGCCGGCGUCCACGCCUCCAGCGGCUCCCAACCCUCCGUCAGUGCCGAUGCCCACCCCGACUCCGUCCUCCGGCCCACCCUCCACCCCCACCCUCAUCCCCGCCUUUGCUCCUACGCCCGUGCCCGCUCCCACCCCAGCCCCGAUCUUUACUCCAGCCCCCACGCCCAUGCCGGCGGCCGCACCAGCUGCCAUUCCCACCUCUGCGCCCAUGCCAGCCUCUUUCAGUCUGAGUCGAGUAUGUUUUCCUGCAGCUCAGGCACCAGCUAUGCAAAAAGUCCCCCUGUCUUUUCAGCCAGGGACAGUACUGACCCCAAGCCAGCCGCUGGUAUAUAUCCCACCUCCGAGCUGUGGGCAGCCGCUCAGUGUGGCCACACUGCCAACCACCUUGGGGGUCUCCUCCACUCUUACACUGCCUGUCCUGCCUUCCUACCUUCAGGACAGGUGUCUCCCUGGUGUGCUGGCCUCCCCAGAGCUCCGGUCUUACCCAUACGCGUUUUCUGUGGCCCGGCCUCUGACUUCAGAUUCCAAGCUGGUCUCUCUGGAGGUGAACAGGCUUCCCUGUGCGUCCCCAUCCGGCAGCACCAGCACCCAGCCUGCGCCCGAUGGGGUCCCUGGGCCUUUGGCAGAUACUUCCCUCUCUACUGCUUCUGCCAAGGUGCUUCCAACCCCACAGCCUUUGCUGCCAGCCCCCAGCGUGAGCUCGGCCCCAACGCACCCUGCCAAGGUGCCAGGUGGCGGCGAGCAGCAAGCAGAAGGGACUUCCGUCACCUUCUCUCCCCUCAAGUCACCUCCACAGCUGGAGCGAGAGAUGGCCUCUCCACCUGAGUGCAGCGAGAUGCCCCUCGACCUCUCCUCCAAGUCCAACCGCCAGAAGCUUCCAUUGCCGAACCAACGCAAGACGCCCCCCAUGCCCGUGUUGACCCCCGUGCACACCAGCAGCAAGGCCCUCCUCUCCACAGUCUUGUCAAGGUCUCAGCGCACAACCCAGGCUGCCGGUAGCAAUGUCACCUCAUGCCUGGGCUCCACUUCCUCGCCCUUCGUCAUCUUUCCCGAGAUCGUGAGGAAUGGAGACCCGAGCACCUGGGUGAAGAACUCAACUGCGCUGAUCAGCACCAUUCCUGGCACCUAUGUGGGAGUGGCCAACCCGGUGCCUGCCUCCCUGCUGCUGAACAAAGACCCUAACCUGGGCAUCAACCGAGACCCCCGCCAUCUCCCCAAGCAGGAGCCCAUCUCCAUCAUCGAUCAAGGAGAGCCUAAGAGCUCCGGUGCCCCCUGUGGCAAGAAGGGCAGCCAGGCUGCGACUGAGGGACAGCCAAGCACAGUCAAACGUUACACCCCAGCCCGCAUCGCCCCUGGGCUGCCGGGGUGCCAAACCAAGGAGCUCUCUCUCUGGAAGCCCACGGGGCCAGCAAAUAUUUACCCACGGUGUUCAGUCAAUGGGAAACCCACCAGCACCCAGGUCCUGCCUGUUGGCUGGUCACCAUACCACCAAGCGUCUCUGCUUUCCAUUGGCAUUUCCAGUGCCGGGCAGCUGACCCCCAGUCAGGGGGUGCCCGUAAGGCCCACCAGUGUUGUUUCUGAGUUUUCUGGUGUGCCGUCUCUUGGCCCCAGUGAAGCUGUGCACGGACCUCCCGAGGGGCAGCCGCGGCCUGGGGGCCCCUUUGCUCCAGAGCAGGGCACUGGCACAAAGAACAAAACUUGCCGGAUUGCUGCCAAGCCUUACGAAGAACAAGUCAACCCCGUCCUCCUGACUCUCAGCCCUCAGACGGGGACCUUGGCACUGUCUGUCCAGCCUAGCAGUGGGGACAUAAAAGUGAAUCAGGGGCCUGAGGAAUCAGAGAGCCACCUCUGCCCCGACAGCACUCCGAAGAUAGAAGGUCCCCAGGGGGCUUGUGGCCUGAAGCUGGCAGGAGACACGAAGCCUAAAAACCAAGUGCUGGCCACCUACAUGUCCCAUGAGCUAGUCCUGGCCACCCCCCAGAACCUGCACAAGAUGCCCGAGCUGCCUUUGCUACCUCAUGACAACCGCCCCAAGGAACUCAUCUUGGAUGUGGUCCCGAGCAGCAAGAGGGGCUCCAGCACAGAGCUUUCACAGCUUGGAAGCCAGGUGGACCUGGGGCGGGUGAAAAUGGAGAAGGUGGAUGGUGACGUGGUCUUCAACUUAGCCACCUGCUUCCGGGCCGAUGGCCUCCCAGCAGCUCCCCAGAGGGGCCAAGCUGAAGUUCGGAAUAAGGCCGGGCAGGCCCGAGUGAAACAGGAAAGCGUAGGUGUCUUUGCUUGCAAGAACAAGUGGCAGCCAGACUCGGUGGUGACCGAUGGGGUGACCGAAUCUCUGCCGCCCAAGAAGAUGAAGUACGGCAAAGAGAAGGAUGGUGAGGAGCAGCAACCACAAGCCACGGUCACAGCUCGGAGUUCCCACGGACCCAAGUGCCGGAAGCCGCCUAGUGACCCCCAGGAACCCACCAAGAAAAGCCCCAGGGGGGCUUCAGAUUCAGGAAAAGAGCACAAUGGAGUCAGGGUAAAGCACAAGCACCGGAAGCCAGCAAAGCCGGAUUCCCAGUCUCCAGGAAAGCGAGCUGAUGGCCACGAGGAAGGUUCCUUGGAGAAGAAAGCAAAGAGCAGUUUCCGUGACUUCAUCCCCGUGGUUCUGAGCACGCGGACGCGCAGUCAGUCUGGAAGCAUCUGUAGCUCCUUUGCUGGUAUGGCAGACAGUGACAUGGGAAGCCAGGAAGUCUUCCCCACAGAGGAGGAAGAAGAUGUGACCCCCACCCCGGCUAAGCGUCGCAAGGUGAGAAAGGCCCAACAGGACACCCAGUAUCGCAGCCACCAUGCCCAGGACAAGACUCUGCUGAGCCAGGGCCGCCGGCACCUGUGGCGAGCCCGAGAAAUGCCCUGGAGGACUGAGGCUGCCCGGCAAAUGUGGGACACCAACGAGGAGGAGGAGGAAGAAGAUGAGGAGGAGGGCCUGGUGAAGAGGAAGAAGCGGAGACGACAGAAGAGCCGAAAAUAUCAGACUGGGGAGUACCUGACGGAGCAAGAAGAAGAGCAGCGGCGGAAAGGGAGAGCAGAUUUAAAGGCCCGUAAGCAGAAGACUUCCUCCCAAAGUUCGGAGCACCGCCUCAGGAACAGGAACCUUCUCUUGCCCAACAAAGCCCAGGGGAUCUCGGAUUCACCAAACGGUUUCCUCCCAAAUAACCUGGAGGAGCCAGCCUGCCUUGAAAAUUCAGAAAAGCCAUCAGGAAAACGAAAGUGCAAGACCAAGCACAUGGCAAAUGUCUCAGAAGAGGCCAAGGGCAAAGGUCGUUGGAGCCAGCAGAAGACACGAUCUCCCAAAUCUCCCACCCCAGUGAAGCCCACGGAACCAUGCACACCCUCUAAGUCCCGAAGUGCCGGCCCAGAGGAGGCCUCCGAGUCACCUACAGCCCGGCAGAUCCCCCCAGAGGCACGUCGGCUCAUAGUGAACAAAAACGCGGGCGAGACCCUCCUGCAGCGGGCGGCACGUCUUGGCUAUAAGGAUGUUGUUCUCUACUGCCUCCAGAAGGACAGUGAAGACGUGAAUCACCGUGACAAUGCUGGCUACACGGCCCUGCAUGAGGCCUGCUCCAGGGGCUGGACUGACAUCCUGAACAUCCUGCUGGAGCACGGGGCUAACGUGAACUGCAGCGCGCAGGAUGGCACGAGGCCAGUUCAUGACGCGGUGGUCAACGACAACCUGGAGACCAUCUGGCUCCUGCUGUCCUAUGGGGCUGACCCGACACUGGCCACCUACUCGGGACAGACAGCCAUGAAGCUGGCCAGCAGCGACACCAUGAAGCGCUUUCUCAGUGAUCACCUCUCGGAUCUUCAGGGCCGGGCCGAGGGUGACCCUGGCGUGUCCUGGGACUUUUACAGCAGUUCUGUGUUGGAGGAAAAAGAUGGCUUUGCCUGUGACCUCCUGCACAAUCCUCCCGGGAACUCUGAUCAAGAAGGAGAUGAUGUGGAAGAGGAUGAUUUUAUGUUUGAGCUCUCAGACAAGCCUCUUCUCCCCUGCUACAACCUCCAAGUGUCAGUGUCCCGAGGACCCUGCAACUGGUUCCUCUUUACCGACGUCCUGAAGAGGCUGAAGCUUUCCUCCAGGAUCUUUCAGGCUCGGUUCCCGCACUUUGAAAUUGCCACCUUGCCCAAGGCUGAGUUCUACCGGCAGGUGGCCUCCAGUCAGCUUCUGACCCCAGCCGAGAGGCCCGGAGGCAUGGACGACAGAUCAGCCCCAGGCUCCUCUGAGACUGUGGAGCUGGUGCGGUACGAGCCCGAGCUCCUUCGGCUUCUGGGGUCUGAGGUGGAGUUCCAGCCUUGGAACAGUUGACCAGGCCAAUGGC
This is a messenger RNA of Neomonachus schauinslandi (Hawaiian monk seal), 5460 nucleotides long. RefSeq names its product BCL6 corepressor like 1 (gene BCORL1). Gene Ontology annotation, molecular function: protein binding; transcription corepressor activity. Lineage: Eukaryota; Metazoa; Chordata; Mammalia; Carnivora; Phocidae. Gene Ontology annotation, biological process: negative regulation of transcription by RNA polymerase II. The transcript is spliced from 13 exons. Bases 81 to 5447 code for a protein of 1788 amino acids. Gene Ontology annotation, cellular component: nucleus. The record is from RefSeq and is a predicted model, not a curated record.